AUGGAUCCGCUGAUCGAACCGGACGAUGCGUGGAAGGCCGAGGUUCGCGAGCGGGUACAGAAGGACCUCGACUCGCUCGCGCAGGAGGCCUUCCGCGACCGCGAAGUGGGGCUCAAGAACGCCGAGUCGGACAUCGAGCGCAAGCUCGUGCAGGAGGCGUUCGACGACAGCAUCGCGCAUCUGCGCUACAUCCGCGAGGAGCAGAUCGAGACCGAGAUCCAGAAGGAGCGCGAGAGGAUGCGCGUCGAGGGCGCGCACGCGCACGGCAGCCUGCAGAGCGCGAGCGGCACCCACCAUCGGCGGGGGAUCAGCUACUCGGAGCGGCACGGUGCUCAGAACUAUCAAAGCCGAUCAUCCGUCGACCACAAGAUCUGGACGCCAUCCAUCUCCCCCGAGCAAGACUACUUCUUGGAACAGCAGCGUCGCCUGGGCCGCCCACGCGCCAACUCUACCGCCUCACGCAGCAGCACGCCCUAUCAGCCGUUCGCGCGUUCCCUCCAGCCCAAUGGGCGCACCGUUUCCGCUUCCUCCACCGCCAAGGCCUCGUCCACGGGGCGCUCCGCCCCACCCCCGUCCGUAGGGCAGCCACGUGCACGUACAGCGUCCAUGUCGUCGUCUGCGGUGUCCUCGUCGGCAAACGCGAACCCCUCGUUCACUGUCAUCAACGAGGACGAGUACGAUGUGUUCGCGUUCGACGAGUUCGAUGGGGACUAUCCAGGACGGCCGUCUAGCAGAAGGCCGUCACACGUGAGGCCGGAUGCUGCUGAGGGCCGUUCUGGGGAGGGCACGGCGCCGAUGCGGAUACCCAUAGUGAGGCCAGAAGCCCGGUCAGCAUCGCACAUGGCAAGACGCGCCGCCACGGCGGAUAUCGUUUCGGGUAGCCCAACGGCGGUGUCGCUAGCGUCUACCGCUGCAUCCGCUAGUCAACCACGAUCCUCAUCAUACCUCUACGUGCGCACGAACACGCCGCACGCUCCCCGCUCCGACGACACGGGGCACGACACCGCCGACGCAGGCGGCUCGUCCGGCUCCGACCCCGACCACGCCGACCGCGUGACCGUCGAGUCCGAGGACCUCAGCGAGGAAGAGGGCGAGCUGAAGAACAUCCGCCGCCGCCUCGAGGUCGCGCGCAUGAAGGAGAGCGUCGCGCUCGGCGAGUUCCAGCGCGCGAUGGAGACGUACCACUCCGCGAAGCAGGCGCGCGAGGCGAUCGAGCGCGAGGUGCAGGGGCUGGAGGAGAAGCGGGUGAGCAAGAUGAAGAAGAUGUAUCGAGAGAUCUUGCGGAUGCCGGGGAAGGGGAAGGCGCGGUCGAGUAGUCGGACGCGACCUAUCGACAUACCAGAGAUACUGCUUGCUGUCCUCCAUGCUGCCGGCGAUCGUCCGGGGUUCUGGAAUGCGUGCACCACACCUUUACUAUGGGAGAUACUUCCCGACCAACUGCCGUUACUGAAGCUCAUCCCUGACGACGCGUGGUCUAUUGACGAUGGAAAUCCUCGUUCGGCGUACCUCUCAAGCUUGCUUCUGCUUUCGGCCGCAGAUAGACCAAAAUAUCGUAUCACCAGAACAUUGAAAGCAGAGGACUGGGAGCCCGUCAUGCGACUCUCGCGCCACGUCAAAGUCCUCCGCUUUGAUAGCCAGCUGCUCUCACCCUCCGUACUCCCCGUCAUCCUCACAUCGCCGCCAAACUCGCCCAUUCUGCCCCAAAUCGAGCGGUUGCAAUUGACCAUCUACACCGCGAUGGACAACAGGUUUCUAUUCUUUCUGUGCUCGCCAAUGAUCAGGGACCUACAGAUCUGCAUCCGAUGCGCCAAUGUCCCCAGCCUAGCUGAGAUAUCGCGCAUAUGUCCCCAGCUGACGCAUCUGCGCUUGGAACUGAUUCCAAUGUAUAUCGUGGACGUUCUCGUCGUCCUUCUGGGUCAAAGCUCACCACUCUCUCGUUUGCGGGUACUGGAUCCCGCGCGCGUACUGAGGCACCCGGAUAUAUGCCCGGCAUUCGCGAUGACACUGGUACAAUAUCUAGGCGACUCACCGUGCGAGAUAGACACGCUGGAUAUGCCGAUAACGCAGUUCACCUCUUACGACCAGAUGAAGAUACUCCUCGACGCAGUCACCGAGCAUUGCUCCCCGACAACGUUGACGCACCUGCGCAUACGAGCGAAUGGGCUCCCAGCCAAUCGCUUGAUGGACCAGCUAUCUAGCCCACUCUUAGCUCCCCUUGACUUCUUUCGUCCGCUCUCGCGGCACCGCAAUCUGCAGGAUGUCUCCCUCGGCGAGGUGGGUGGAGGCGUAAGCCUGACCGAGUCCGAAUAUGGCGAGCUCGCGCACUGGUGGCCCAAGCUUGUCCAUCUGCAGAUACCGAACAUGAUGGGAUCAUCGUGUACGCUGCAAAGCCUUUCCAUGUUCGCCAAACAUCUAAAACAGCUGCGGACACUCACACUGAAGCUGGAUGCGCGGUCGAUAGACUUGCCGGCCGACGAGGUGGCGGAGGCCAAAGUAGGGCCCCCUGUCCUCGAAAACUUGGACAUAAACGACGGACGCAUCGAGGCGGCUGACGAGGUGGCGGACAUUCUUGCUGCGAUAUUUCCUCUUCUGCGGCAAGUGGAAUAUCGGGCAGCUGAAGAGGAGGUGUUGCACGGUAGAUGGACCGCAAGGGACCGCGCGAGGGCUUGGUCUCGUGUAUCGAAGAAGCUGCGCUGGUACCAAAGCAUCAAAAACGGCCCCUGGGUCGAAUUUGAGGACUACGAUGGCGGGCUUUGA
Messenger RNA from Schizophyllum commune H4-8, 2757 nucleotides. RefSeq lists its product as uncharacterized. The transcript is spliced from 8 exons. The coding region runs from base 1 to 2757 and encodes 918 amino acids. Lineage: Eukaryota; Fungi; Basidiomycota; Agaricomycetes; Agaricales; Schizophyllaceae. The record is from RefSeq and is a predicted model, not a curated record.